This is a messenger RNA of Parathielavia appendiculata, 2095 nucleotides long. RefSeq lists its product as uncharacterized. NCBI's taxonomy places the organism in Eukaryota, Fungi, Ascomycota, Sordariomycetes, Sordariales, Chaetomiaceae. The record is from RefSeq and is a predicted model, not a curated record. The transcript is spliced from 3 exons. Bases 1 to 1824 code for a protein of 607 amino acids.
AUGGCUGCCUCAACGACAAAGCAAUUCCCCGGGCUUGGCCUGCCGAUCGACCAUGAGGGCAAAGGCCUCACCACGUUUCCGCUCGCCGUCGGCAGCAGACCGUGGACCAGCAACGGGGUCACCCUCCGCGAACAGCGCAUGCUCGAAUUCAUCAGCAAGAUUACCGACAAGCCCAAUUGGGAAGUGAAGGUCUUUGAUGAAGACAUUGUGUCCCGCUGGUGUGCCGAAGCCGACGUCCGGCCCGAGGCCCUGGACGGGGACGUCUACCUCUCCCAGCAGAUGUUUGACUUUUGUAUCGCCGAGUUGCGGGACAAGAGCGAGCAGUUCAAGCUGACUGGAUUCGUCAGGGUCAUGGAUUCGGAGCUGACCGUCGUCAAGUCGGACCGUGCCAUCUCCAGGGAGAUACAAGAUGAGCUCCGAGCCGGUGUCAAGCCGCUUGAGGAUGUCCCCGACCAUAAGAAAGACUGGCAUCCUUACCAAGAGGACACGGUUCUCGAUCUUGUCCACCCCUCUCUUUUCCCCGUGGUUUGGGGGCUCACUCGCGCGCUGGAGGAGGGCACCGUCCCGCUCGAUAGCUGCGUCACCUACACAGGCAAGGGUGUCGUCCUACCCACUUACACCCCACCACCACGUCCCUCAGGAUGGGACGCAUCACCACCCAGGUUGUGGGGUUCUUUCCAGUGGCUACCGGCCCAGGUCGAGGUGGCAGCCGAUGGGAGUGCCAAGAUCACCAGCUACAUCAACAACCUGCACCCUGUCGAGCAUAAAGCACUGUACGCCACUUUGGAGCGCAUCGUCGCCGCCACCGUUCCCCUUUGGGAGGACGCGCUGAGCGGCUUUGUCGACGGCCGUCGCUUUGAUAUUUCAUACACUGGGUCCGAAGAUUACACAUUCCCGCCGGGGCUCAAAUACCGCAUCCCCGGACGCGAAGGUCCCAGGUCAGUGUGGGAUCCCAUCAAUGGAACUUACGAUGACGCCGGCGACGACGACGACGCCAUGGACGAUGACGAGGAGUGGCAAUGGGAGAAUCAUUUCUACGACUGGAAGCGCGACAAUCGCGUCCUCCUGUACCGCGAGCCACGGGCCUACAUACCCCAGGCCGAACUGCUCGCCAAGCGCAAGAGCAGCAUCAGCCUGCGUGACGACUUCCCAGACGGCCUGCAGGUCAUCAUCAAGCUGGCCAACAUCCACCUGACGCCCGAAAAUGCGGCCUACGAAGGUGGCUCGUGGCACGUCGAGGGCACGCUGAACGAGAUGAUCUGCGCCUCGGCCAUCUACUACUACGACCAGGACAACAUCACCGACAGCCACCUGGCCUUCCGCCAGGCCUUGGACCACGAGGAGAUCAUUAUGAUCCCCGAGCAGAGCGAGUACGAUUCGCUCGAGAACUACCUCGGCGUGCAGCAGGACGAGUCGGCCGUACAGGACCUGGGCCAGGUGCUGACGCGCGAGGGGAGGCUACUCGUGUUCCCCAACUGCCUGCAGCACCAGGUCCAGCCGUUUGAGCUGCAGGACAAGACGCGGCCCGGCCAUCGCAAGAUCCUCGCAAUGUUCCUCGUCAACCCCCACCGCCCCAUCCUCUCGUCCGCUCACGUGCCUCCACAGCGCCGCGACUGGUGGGCCGACGAGGUUCGCAAGCAGGGGUCCCUGUCUGCGCUGCCGAACGAGCUCGUUGAUAUGACCAUCGACAUGGUCGACGAGUUCCCCGUCUCGUGGGACCGGGCCGUGCAGCUUCGGGAGGAGCUGAUGGACGAGCGGGGCGGUUUCAACGCGGAGCUGACCCACUACUUUAAUUCGCAAACAUUCAGCUUCUGCGAACAUUGAUCGCACUACAGGGACUUGGUCGGCUGGAAUGACAAAUACCUCAGGCCAGGCGUGCGACAAUUUGAUUUGUAUCGAGGGUUCGAUGUCCGUCAAAUACAUUAGAUCCUUCCUUCUAGGGGUUGAGGAGUGGUUGGCUGAGCGGGAUACCUGAUUGAGCGAACCACAAUCAUGCUCUAGAUGUGAUUAGAGAGACUUUGUGCAUGCAUUGCAGCAAGUUGAUGGAUGAUAUUCUAGAACCCUCCGCUGUUGAGACUCCCGAGUCUUCUCGUCG